Puma concolor (puma) is the source of this 663-nucleotide messenger RNA. Lineage: Eukaryota; Metazoa; Chordata; Mammalia; Carnivora; Felidae. The record is from RefSeq and is a predicted model, not a curated record.
GUGAUGACAUAUGGUCAGCUGGAGGGUCUGAUAAACAAAUGGAGCCUUGAUUUAGAGGAUCAAGAGAGGUACUUUCUUCACCAGGCCACUCAGGUCAAUGCUUGGGACCGUACACUGAUUGAGAAUGGUGAGAAGAUUACAACUUUGCAUGGAGAAGUGGAAAAAGUGAAACUGGAUCAGAAAAGGCUGGAACAAGAAUUGGAUUUUAUCCUGUCACAGCAGAAGGAACUAGAAGAUCUCUUGACCCCUUUAGAGGAGUUUGUGAAGGACCAGAAUGGGGCUGCCUAUCUGCAGCAUGAAGAUGCGGAGACUGGGAAGACUUACAAAUUAGCAGAAAAUAUAGAUGCUCAGUUGAAGCGAAUGGCCCAAGAUCUCAAGGACAUUAUCGAAAACCUGAAUACAUUCGGAAGUCCUGCAGACGUCACUGACCCGCUCCAGCAGAUCUGCAAAAUUCUGAAUGCUCAUAUGGACUCUCUACAGUGGAUUAAUGAGAAUUCAGGUGGGAGUUUAUUUGUACAUGAAGCUCUGCGUGACUACAAUUCCCAGAGCCCCGCACUCCACCACAAUCCCCUUAGAGUCGGCCGCACGGAGUUCUGGGACUUGAAGUCCGCGGCCUGUUCAGUCAAGUUAGAGAUAGGGGCCUGUGGAAACAUGAAGAGGUAA